Messenger RNA from Lycium ferocissimum, 633 nucleotides. RefSeq lists its product as uncharacterized. The transcript has 2 exons. Lineage: Eukaryota; Viridiplantae; Streptophyta; Magnoliopsida; Solanales; Solanaceae. The record is from RefSeq and is a predicted model, not a curated record. The coding region runs from base 106 to 459 and encodes 117 amino acids.
CAAACAUAAAAUAAAAUAAAAACAAGCCUCUUUUUGAUUCCUGAUAUUUUCUCAAUCGCAUUUUUCUUGUCCAUCUCCCCUUAGCUCGCAAAAGCUCAUAGAAUCAUGGGAGCCUGUGCGAGCAGACCUAAGGAUUUGGAUAAAGAGUUGGCCCCUGCCCCCGUCGAGGAACCUGCCACCCCCAAGAAAACUGAGCAGGAAACUCCUGCUCCUCAGGAGAAGAAAGAUGGGGACGAGGCUAAGAAGGAAGAGCCUUUGGUAGAUGUGUCAGAACCAGCACCAGAGGCUCCCAAGAUUGAGGAAGUAACCGUUGCUGCAGCCGCCACCGAGGAGGUGAAGCCGGCAAAGGAGGAGGAGGAGACACCCAAAAAGGCUGAGGAAGCCAAAGUUGAGGCUGUGAAGGAACAGCCAACAGAGGAGAAGAAGGUUGAGGAGACCCCAAAAGCUGCUGCCCAAUAAACAAUAACAAAAAAGCACAAAUCUUAUAUCCCUUGUUAAUUUUUUUUCCAUCUAAUUUUUGUUAUGUCAUAUAUUGGAAUGUUUGCUAGCUUUUUUUGAUUUGUUGUGGAUCAUGUAAGUAAAAGAAACAAAAAAAUAAAUAAAGAAGAGAUUCCAAAGAUGGUUGUCCUGUAA